AUGGCGGUGAGUGGACCUGCUGGGAUAUUAACGUUCUACUUACUUUCCGCUCUCGGUUUUUUCGACUUUUUCAAAAAGAAAAACGGUUCGAACGUUGUCGCCGUGAACGAGGAUUUAAUCAAAUACAUAAUCGGAUCCCUUUCCUCCAUCGUCGCCCUGUUUUUCCUACUUUUGAAUCCCGCCGAACAAAUCGUCAUGGACGUGAGAAGAUUAAACAUUAAUUUUACGUUCGAUGAAAAUUCUAGAAAAAAACCCGACGAACCGUAA
This is a messenger RNA of Pediculus humanus corporis (human body louse), 267 nucleotides long. RefSeq lists its product as uncharacterized. The transcript has 2 exons. Bases 1 to 267 code for a protein of 88 amino acids. NCBI's taxonomy places the organism in Eukaryota, Metazoa, Arthropoda, Insecta, Psocodea, Pediculidae. The record is from RefSeq and is a predicted model, not a curated record.